AUGCUACGGCCAGCGGCAGCAGCAGGGAAGCAACGACAACAACAAGACAAAUCCAUGACGGAAAAGAAUGACGACGACACUACAAAGUCCGAUAUGGAAGAGGAUCAAUACGAAAUUUACUUGGUGAUUGUCGAGCUGAUGCUUGCGGUCUACUAUUCCUACGAUGCCUUGGUCACCUUUGGGAAGCUUUGGCGAGUGCCGAAUUUCAACAUUGAAUCGGAACUCUUUGAUGUACUCUUGGAUAUGGUAGCAUACACAUAUUUGACAGUGCGAUUGAGAUCCUAUGUGAUCGACCACAACAGCAACAGCAACAACAACAAUGAAGACACUGCAAAAAGUCCUCCUGCUGAGGAAGCUACCUCCUAUGUUGGUAUGAAAGACAAAGGUGACGAAAUGGGCGUAUGA
Messenger RNA from Cylindrotheca closterium, 405 nucleotides. NCBI's taxonomy places the organism in Eukaryota, Bacillariophyta, Bacillariophyceae, Bacillariales, Bacillariaceae. The record is from the annotation of a GenBank genome assembly.